AUCAAGAGUUCAAGACCAAGACACCUAGCAUCGGGCUCCUUCAAUCUUCAACUGUCACCUCCAACAAAAUUUGCAUUUCUGGUUCUCCCUCUUCCUCCUCCCUUCUUCUUCAUCAAAGUUUUAUCUUCAUUUUUCAGUUUUUUCAAAGACUUACUAUUUAUUUGUCUUCGUUAUACAUUUUAAACCUGCUGUCUCUUAGAUUCAUUCAUUAUAAUGACCAGCCAUGAAAACCCACCACAACAAACCAAUCAAUUUCACUCUUUUACCUCAAAGUUCAAACCGUUAUUCAUCUUAUAUUCAUCAUCCAUUCUCAUUCUCUUGCUUGCAAUCUCUUUCACUUUCACCAAAACUAGCUUUUACAAAAUCCCCCCCUUUAAAUCACACUUCAUUCUACACCCCCCUUUUUUUCAAUCACUUUUAGGGUUUUUUCACCGAACCCAGAAGCCAAAUGAUCCAAAUCUCAUUUCCAAGCCAUCUCAUUGUGUUCUAUGGAUGGCUCCAUUUCUUUCAGGUGGUGGGUAUAGUUCAGAAUCUUGGUCUUAUAUAUUAGCCCUUAAGGAACAUGUGAAGAACCCUAGGUUUAGAUUGGCUAUUGACCAACAUGGUGAUUUAGAAUCUUUAGAAUUCUGGGAGGGCUUGCCUCAAGAUGUCAAGAAAUUGGCGUUUGAGCUUUAUAAUACAGAAUGUCUGAUGAAUGAAACUAUUGUUGUUUGUCAUAGUGAGCCUGGUGCUUGGUACCCACCAUUGUUUCAAACCCUUCCUUGUCCACCAACUGGUUACAAAGAUUUCAAGUUGGUAAUUGGUAGAACAAUGUUUGAAACUGAUAGGGUGAAUCUUGAGCAUGUAAAGCGGUGUAAUCGGAUGGAUUUUGUUUGGGUUCCUACUGAUUUUCAUGUUUCUACUUUUGUACAAAGUGGGGUUGAUCCUUCUAAGGUUGUAAAAAUUGUGCAGCCUAUUGAUGUUAAUUUCUUUGAUCCCCUUAAGUAUGAGCCAUUAGAUCUUGCCUCAAAAGGAAAAUUGGUUUUAGGUACAAGAGAAACGGAUUCGAGUGCUAAGGAGUUUGUGUUCUUAAGUGUGUUUAAGUGGGAGUAUAGGAAAGGAUGGGAUGUGUUGUUGAAAGCAUACUUGGAAGAAUUUUCUAACGCUGAUGGGGUUGCUUUGUAUUUGCUAACAAAUGCAUAUCAUUCUGAUAAAAAUUUUGGUAGCAAGAUUGAUAAGUUUGUAAGGGAUUCUGAUAUGGCAAAACCAGUUGAGGGUUGGGCUCCAAUAUAUGUGAUUGAUAACCACAUUGCUCAGCUUGUUUUGCCACGUGUUUAUAAGGCAGCUGAUGCGUUUGUUCUAUCAUCAAGAGGAGAAGGGUGGGGAAGGCCUCUUGUCGAAGCAAUGGCAAUGUCUUUGCCGGUCAUUGCAACGAACUGGUCUGGACCGACUGAGUAUUUGACGGAGGAGAACAGCUAUCCGUUGCAAGUUGAUAGAAUGAGUGAAGUAACGGAAGGGCCAUUUAAAGGGCAUCUUUGGGCAGAACCGUCUGUUGAUAAGCUGAAAACUCUUAUGAGACAAGUGACGAGUAAUGUUGGUGAAGCCAAUGCCAAAGGGAGAAAGGCGAGAGAGGACAUGAUCAGAAGGUUUUCUCCUGAGAUUGUUGCGGGGAUUGUCAGAGAUCAUAUAUACAAUUUCCUUGACGAGGAAGCAUAGAGAGUAAAUUUUUAAUCAAUUUUGUUACUUAAAACUUUUUGUUUAGCAACUUGUACAAAACUCAAGACUAUAUGUGGCUUGUAUAUUAGGUUGGUAGAGUUGCUUCCCAAGCUGCUUGCAAAUGUGAUUUGGUUGAUAUAUUGAUUGUAUCAUGUAGAUUCUAGCAUUUUUGUCAGGUAUAUUAUCAUAGAUUAUGUUAAGACAACAUGAAUCAGAUGAAUUACA
Pistacia vera is the source of this 1920-nucleotide messenger RNA. RefSeq lists its product as uncharacterized. The transcript has a single exon. The record is from RefSeq and is a predicted model, not a curated record. Lineage: Eukaryota; Viridiplantae; Streptophyta; Magnoliopsida; Sapindales; Anacardiaceae. The coding region runs from base 214 to 1695 and encodes 493 amino acids.